Penicillium subrubescens is the source of this 1692-nucleotide messenger RNA. RefSeq lists its product as uncharacterized. Bases 1 to 1692 code for a protein of 563 amino acids. Lineage: Eukaryota; Fungi; Ascomycota; Eurotiomycetes; Eurotiales; Aspergillaceae. The record is from RefSeq and is a predicted model, not a curated record. The transcript has 3 exons.
AUGAAGGUGGUCCUUUCUCUGCUGGGACUGGCCUUGGCCUGCUACGCGUCUGAUCUCCCCGUCGUCGAUCUCGGAUAUGAAUUGCAUCAAGCGAUUUCGUUAAAUAGUACCUCUGGCCUGUAUAACUUUAGUAAUAUUCGAUAUGCCGCUCCUCCGUUAGGCGACCUGCGCUGGCGAGCUCCUGUUCUUCCAAAGCAGAACCGCACACAUGUUCAAACCGGUGAUGUCGGACGGAUAUGUCCUCAGGCUAGUACCAUAUGGGAAGAUGACAUUGAGCCCGCAUUCAUCCUAAGCUUGUUGUACAACACAACCUUCACCAAGUCAACGAAUAUCUCCUCGUAUACCUAUGAGCCAGCGAAGGUGGACCCACGAACAGCCGAGGACUGCCUGUUUCUAGAUGUGGUUGUUCCUCAGAAGAUAUUCGAUCGCGCGAAGAAGCACACCGAUCGUGGGCAGCAUAAAUCGUUCGUGCCAAAGAACAAGCUAGCCCCGGUACUAGUGUGGAUAUAUGGUGGUGGAUACGUGGGAGGCGAAAAGAGCUCCAAUGACCCGACAGGUUUGAUCGAGCGAAGUCAGGUUGUCGGUGACGGCGUCGUAUAUGUUGCGCUUAAUUAUCGACUCGGCGCGUUUGGCUGGUUGUCAGGCGAUGCAAUCAUCGCCAACGGAACCGCCAAUGCCGCACUUCAUGACCAGCGGUUCGCUCUGGAUUGGGUAUACAAGAAUAUUCACCUGUUCGGUGGUGAUCCCACACGUAUCACGGUCAUGGGCGAGUCCGCUGGAGGAGGCUCGAUUAUGCACCAAGUCACGGCAUAUGGAGGAAAUGCCGGACCAUCCCCGUUCAAGCAGGCUAUCAUUCAAAGCCCAGGAUGGGUUCCCAUAAUGGAUGACGAACAACCCGAGCAGACUCUGCAGCAAUUCUUGGGAAUUCUGAACGUCAGCACGAUUGAAGAAGCUCGGAAUCUGUCAUCUGAGAAAUUGAUCGCUGCAAACUCUUAUCAAAUCGCCACCAAGUCGGAAUGGGGCUCCUUCAUUUAUGGGCCAGUCGUUGAUGGGAGUUUCGUUCCCGCGUUACCAGGAAAACUCCUUGCAGAGGGCAAUUUCGACCGUAACCUGAAUAUCAUGGUCGGACACAAUACCGAUGAGGGAUUGGUGUUUACCUCGCCUGAUAGUAGAAACGAAUCUGGUCUGACUGCAUUGCUUCAUCAGCAGUUCCCUUACAUGAAGAAGAACGUCAGCGAUUAUAUCUCGAACGUGCUCUACCCACCCAAGUAUGACGGUUCAUACGGGUAUACCAGUUCGCUCACCCGCGCCGCGCUAGCCAUCUCGGAUCUCAUUUUCGUCUGCAACACUGACUACUUCAAUCGAGCUUUCCACAACCAGACAUUUGCGUACGAGUUCAGUAUCUCGCCUGCACUGCACGGCCAGGACGUUUCAUACACCUUCUACAACAAUGGUUCCUCGGCCACUGGGUCAAUUCUCGGUGUACAAAACGUCACCGUUGCGGAGGUUAUGCAGGAUUACUUCACCAGCUUUGCGCAGUGCGGCGAACCCAGCUCACCUCUGGGUCCAGCAUUCCACCGUUAUGGCCAACGAGGCUCGCUCAUGAAUAUUGGCAACCAUACCAUCAGCCCGGAGCGGGACCCGACUGAUAAUCCGCGCUGUCGGUUCUGGCAAACUGCGCCAUUUACCUAG